ACCGUCGCGUACUGACGACGUCAUCACCGAGGCGCCGCACGCGUUGGCUGCUGUAGAAGUUCCCUCAUGGCGGAUUCUUUCUCCCAGGAGCUUCAACUCCUCCUCAACCCGCGCCCGAAGUUCGCCGACCCGGAGGACGACGAUGACGAGGCGACCAGAGCCAAAGUCAGCGACCUUUUCGUCGAGGACGACCUGGCCCAGGACGAGGCGGCGGUCGGCCUCAGCGCGCUGCGGAAGAAGAACAUCCUCCUGCUGGCCGACACUGACCGCAGGUACUCGGGGGAGGCCGUGUCCCGCCAGCAGCUGCUCGUGGACCAGGAGGGCGAUGGAGAGGAGGAGGACGGUGGAGAGGAAGAGGACGACAAAGAGCUGGAUUGUAUAGCAGAUGAUGAAGGGAGUGAUGACGUCACUCUACAACAAGUAACUGAGGGCAUGGAUGACCUGGGAGCCAGUGAGGAUGACGACAGUGACGAAGGUGAGGGGGAUGACAGUGACGAUGAAGAAGGUGAGGAGGAGGACGAAGGUGAGGAAGACGAGGUGGCCAUCUCCACUUUCUCCAAAGACAAAGUGUCCGAGGAGGUGGAGAAAGGGAAGGCGGUGAAGAACCAGCUGGCUCUCUGGGACCAGCUGCUGGAGGGCCGCAUCAAGAUCCAGAAGGUUCUGGUGAGCGCCAACCAGCUUCCUCAGCCGGACACAUUCGCAGAAUUCAAACGGCGGGGCGGGGCUGAGCUGGCGGGGGCCGUGAAGAAGUCCCGCAAGGCCCUGAAGGCUCUUCAGAGGUCCCUGCUGGAGCUGCACAGUCAGCUGCUCCAGCAGAACCCCGACACCAGAACCGUCCUGCUGGGGGACGAGCUCGACGGCGAGGAGGAGAGCGCGCCCGUCAAACGCAAACUGGACAUGGCUGACUACCCGGAAAUGGCGGCCAAGCGUUUCGCCGCCUUCCGGCCGUAUCGUGACACCACGCUGCAGAAGUGGCACGACAAAACCCGCCUGAGCACGGGCAAGGGGGGCGGCAGCUUUGCGGCGUUCGAGCGCAACAUUGUGACUCAAGUGGAGCAGGUUCUGAUGGACAACGAGCGGCUGGUCAGUCGCACGCAGACACGGCGCUCCGAGUACCGCGUUCUUGGCAAAAGCGAGGCGUCGGACGCCGUGCCUGCCGAGGCCGAGGAGGAGGCGGACGCACCCCGGAAGGCCAACCUUCACCUGAAGGACUUGGACGAGGACAUCUUUGACGACGACGACUUCUACCACCAGCUGCUCCGGGAGCUCAUCGAGCGCAAGACGGGCGCCGUGGACCCCAACGACCAGGUGGCGGCGGGACGCCAGUGGCUGCAGAUCCAGAAGCUGCGCAGCAAGAUGAAGAAGAAGGUGGACACCAAGGCCAGCAAGGGCCGCAAGGUGCGCUACCACGUGCACGCCAAGCUGCUCAACUACAUGGCGCCCAUCCACCACGCCGCCAUGAACGACGAGGCCUGCAACGAACUCUACAGAGGACUCUUUGGCCGCGACGCCUCGGCCCCGUAGUCCAGGAGACCCACUUAGUAUGUUAUUGUAUCUACACUAUCUACAGUCGCCUGUGUCUGAUUCUGUGCGCGUGUGCGUGCGUGCGUGCGUGCGUGCGUGCGUGGUGUUUGACCCUUAACCUUUCAACACACGCACACGACAGACUUGCUUGACAUUUAAUCAGUGGUUAUCAAAUUUUUUCCCCCCAAAGUACCACAAUAAUGACCGACUUUGAAAUAGAGUAGCCUAAUAGACCUAAGUAUUCAUUAAAAACUAGGCGGAGGUUUUAUUUAACAAGUAUAUGUAUAUAUAUAUGUAUACAUAUGGCCACUGUAACAUGACACAUGGUUUGAACAGUGACACUGUGUUUGAAUAUAGCGACCUAAAACACUGUACCUUAAUCAAAUGAGUCUUUGAUGUACCACUAGAAGGAGCCCAGGUACCACUAGGGGUACACUUACCACAGUUUGAGAAUCACUGAUCUAGACUGUUCUACACAUUACACAAUAAUUAGGAUUUUGGAAGAUUCUUUUUUAUUAUUAUUAUAAACUGGUGUAUUUGGGAAUGUUAUGUUUUGAUCAGGAAACAAGAUUCGCCUCCCAAAAUCAAUAAAUAUAUCAACUUGUGAGAGAAAACGUAAGUUUCCCGCUUUAAUGUCACUUUUACUGGUAUAAAGUGUUCAGUCAAAAAAAGAAAACCUGUUUUAAAAGCGCACAAGUGGACUUAAUGUAACAAGACUGUACUUCCUGGAUAUUCUGUGACAUCACACACAAGUCAUGACAUCAUCACAUGCAAGUUAACAGUAAUUACCAGGGCUGUCAAUCUUUGGGGACCACAAGAUUCGAUUUGAAAAUCUAAACUUUUGUUAAUAACAUUGGCUGCCAAAUAUAUUCCUCCUUAACAAAUUCUAUAGAACUUCACAGGAACAUGAUUUUGUUUAAUAAAACUACCCAAACAUUUAAUAAAGUGGCUGGACAGGACACAUUAAAAAUAACAGUAAUACAAAACUUGCCGUUAGUAAAAUAUAAUUUAAAACAAAAAUAAUAAAACAUAAUCUCAGGUUUUAAAUCUUAACAGUAUGGCUCAAUUCUAAAACCUUUAAUUCUGUGUGAAAUAUUUUGAAAUACAUGUUUUAUAAGGUUUGAUGAUAAGCAUUACAAUAAAAAAGUAUUUGAUACAACAAUGUGCCAAUCACGACUGUCGUGUUGGGCAAUACUGAUCUCACACCAAUUAAAAUCAUUUUCAACUUCAUUUGUGAACAAUUUUACAAUAUUUCAAAACGAGUAAAAAUAUCAAUAAAAUGAUACAAUUGUU
Nerophis ophidion (straightnose pipefish) is the source of this 2817-nucleotide messenger RNA. RefSeq names its product apoptosis antagonizing transcription factor (gene aatf). The record is from RefSeq and is a predicted model, not a curated record. The transcript has a single exon. Gene Ontology annotation, biological process: regulation of transcription by RNA polymerase II. Gene Ontology annotation, cellular component: nucleolus; nucleus. The coding region runs from base 67 to 1524 and encodes 485 amino acids. NCBI's taxonomy places the organism in Eukaryota, Metazoa, Chordata, Actinopteri, Syngnathiformes, Syngnathidae.